Thamnophis sirtalis is the source of this 3297-nucleotide messenger RNA. The record is from RefSeq and is a predicted model, not a curated record. NCBI's taxonomy places the organism in Eukaryota, Metazoa, Chordata, Lepidosauria, Squamata, Natricidae.
AUGGCUUCCUCUGGAUUCUUGGAGAGCAGGAAGAUCAUUGAGUUCCCAGAAGAUGCUAAGCCAGGCUUGAGUCCUCCGGGUUCAUCCUCUGCGCUCAGGUGCAGCUUCUGUGGCUACGUGGCCAACGGCUUGACCAGCCUCCAGCAGCACGUGGCCUUGCACAGCCCCGCAGUGGCGGCUCUGCCCAACUCGGAGCUGAAAGCCGUUCAGCAGAGCCCACCAGAGACCCCCGCCAAAUCCCCUUUGCAAGAGGCGAGCGGGUCCCCUGCAGAGGAUGCGGGGGGCGCCUCUCCCCCCCAAGAAAGGAGCACUGCUGCCAGCUGGCUUGACGGGGCCCCCCCUGUGAAGGUCAAGGAGGAGCCUUUAGACGAGGAGGAAGAGCCACAAGGGGACCCCCAAGAAGAGGCGGCUCCUGAAGCCGAGGCCGAGGCGGAUGCGUCCCCCAGGGUGCCCUCACCCCACAGCCUGCUCUCAGUGAAGGUGAAGUCUGAGAUCACCAGCCCCACACCAGGAUCCAGCCCGGUGCCCACUGAGCUUGGCGCCAGCACCUCCGGGGGCACCGUCUUCCUGCCCCAGUACCUGUUCGGCCACGAAGCCUCUGUGCUGCCCCAGGCAUCCGAGAUCUUGGCCAAGAUGUCCGAGCUGGUUCACAGCCGCCUGAAGCAAGGCCACGGUGGGGUGCCGCCCGCCCUCUUCCCAGGCACCCCCGUGCCCAAGGGCGCCACCUGCUUUGAGUGCGAGAUCACCUUCAACAAUAUCAACAACUAUUACGUCCACAAGCGCCUUUACUGCUCCAGCCGGCGCCUGGCGGAGGAGAGCCCCUCGGUCCCGCGCAAAGCCAAGGCGGCGCCCCCUGCCCCUGCGCCCAAAGGCCCCUCCGCUGCCGGGCCACGCCUCUCGCCUGGAGAGAGCAGCGCAGCCCCAGAGGGGGAACCGGAGGGAAACGCCACCCCUCCCGCCCUAGAGAUCAAGCAAGAGGUCAAAGGGGAGGAAGGCACCGCCAAAGCCAGCCCCUCCCCAGAGACGGACGGAGCCGGGCGCAUCAGCGAGGGGAGCCCGAGCCCAGGGGCCAGCUCUGUGGAGGAACCAGAGGAUGACCCCAACCGGACCGUCUGCGAAGCCUGCAACAUCCGCUUCAGCCGCCACGAGACCUACAUGGUGCACAAGCGCUACUACUGCGCCUCCCGCCACGACCCUCCCCUGCGCCGGAGCAGUGCGGCCGGCAAGCUGCCCUUCCUCCCCCAGCCGAUCCGCACACGCAAACGCCGCAAGCUGUACGAGAUCCACAACGCCAGCAGACAAUUGGGGGCUGCCCCAGAGCUUCCCCGCCCCGAGGCGCCUCCCGUGGUCCCCUCUCUCAUUUCGGUGGUCAAGGCCACCCCGUCUCCCAGCUCGAGCCCAGAUGCUGAGGGCCCCAUCGACCUCAGCAAGAAGCCCCGGUUGAGCAGCGGGAGCCGGGUGCUCCCCGCCGCCCUCCUCCCCCUGGCGGACUACCACGAGUGCACGGCCUGCCGGAUCAGCUUCCACACCCUCGACAGCUACCUGGCCCAUAAGAAGUACUACUGCCCGGCCACGCCCUUGCAGACCAGCACCAUGGAGCAGCUGCAGAAGAUCAAGGGGGCCGUCCCAGCCCCUCGGAAGGCCCAAGACAGCCCGGAGGGUCGGGCGGAGGAACCCGAAGGGGUAUCGAUCAAGGUGGAGAAGGUGGUGCCUUCCGUGAGCCCCGUGGCUGCACCAGUCGGCUUCCCUGCCGCAGAGCCACUCCAGCUUCAGCAGCAGCGCCACCUGGAGGGCAAAGCUCAGCACCUCGCAGGCGCCAAGGUGCCCCUGGCCAUGUGCCCUUACUGCCCCGUCAACGGCACCGUGAAGGGAGACUUGGUAGAGCACUUCCGAAAUACGCACGGACUGUUUGUGACCAAAACAGCAGCAGGGCCCGCGUUGAUAGAGGCCACCCGGACGCUGGCGGAUGGCAGCCCGCUUCCCUCCCUCCCAGCCACCUCCCCGUCACAGCCAGCCCCCAGACUGCCCAAGGACAGCUUCAACGGCAAAGAGGCGCCCGUCCCUCCCCUGUCCAAUGGGAGCCCUCGACCCACAGCUUCUCCCCAGCCCCUCCUACCCCUCUCCCCCUCCGUCCCCGUGCCCCUCUCCCCACUGCCCGAGGCCCUGCCCAGCACCCCGCCUUCCGGGCAUACGGACAAAGCUGCGCAGACCCCUUCUGGCAAAGGGCUGGCCACCCCCGUGGCCAACGGCAGCCACCGCUUUUGCCGCCUUUGCAACAUCAAGUUCAGCAGCCUGUCCACCUUCAUCGCCCACAAGAAGUACUACUGCUCAUCGCACGCGGCCGAGCACAUCAAGUAGCACACCAGCCCUGCCUGUCCUUGUGCCCCGAGCAGCAUUGGCCUUCCUGGGAGUGGAGGCCUCUUGCCAGUCACGGCAGCCGAGGGGACUGCUCCCUCCUCCCCCCACAUGUGCUCUCUGCCCUUCGGUCUGGAACCCGGGAAGGUUUGGGUUUGCAUGAAGAGCAGCCGUGGAGGAGGGCCUUCCGUAGCAGAGCCUGAGAAGGGGGGAGAUUGAGGGCGCAGCAGGGACCCUGCUUCCACUGAAGCCCAGAGGCCCAAGGUGUGUCCCCGGGGGACUACUUUCUUCAGCCCGGCACACUAGGGUGCCCCCCCCCCACUCUCCCUGCUCUCAAGGCCGCGUUGUUCAGGGUUGGCUGAGGUAGGAUCUGAACAGCAGGUAUGAGCUGCACCGAAGGAGCUGCACGACCAGAAUGCCACUUGGAGGACCCGUCCCUCCGAAGCUCAACACAGCUCACUUGCAGGAAGAAUCGGAGGCCCCCCGUUGCUCCGUCUUCUUUUUCCAGUUUCUUUGGCACUUCCUCCCGCCCGACCCUUACCCCCUUAGUGGUGGUUUUGCUGCCAAGCAACUGCUACCACAGGGACCCAAGAGACAUUUCGGACAGCCCUUUCAGGUUGCAGAAUCUCGGCCUCGGAUCAAGCACGUGCAUGUUUCCCCCUUCAUUGGGGCAGGAGAUCUUCCUUGGCGUGCCUGGCACCCCCAUCCUCCUCUUCCUCCCCCCCACCGCCCCGCAGGGCCCAAGAUCAGAGGGCAAAGCCAAAAAGGCCUGAAUCCUGAGCACAAGGGGCCCCUCGGAGAAUUGGGGCUUCUGAGGGUGAAGAUGAGGGGACGGCCAUCCAGAUUUCAUUUGUAGAACCCCUGGGCAUUUCGUACAAGUCACCUUUAAUUUCAAUUCUUUUUUGGAACACCGACUAAAAACAAAACUCAGAUCAUCUAAUG